Messenger RNA from Phoenix dactylifera (date palm), 3157 nucleotides. RefSeq names its product vacuolar protein sorting 11 (gene VPS11). Gene Ontology annotation, cellular component: HOPS complex; endosome. The record is from RefSeq and is a predicted model, not a curated record. NCBI's taxonomy places the organism in Eukaryota, Viridiplantae, Streptophyta, Magnoliopsida, Arecales, Arecaceae. Gene Ontology annotation, biological process: vesicle-mediated transport; endosome organization; vacuole organization. Gene Ontology annotation, molecular function: protein binding; protein-macromolecule adaptor activity.
UCAAACGGACCGACCCUUCCAAGUUUCAUCUCUCCUCCCCCUCGUCACCUCCUCUCCGAUUGAAGCCAGCUCGAUUUCUAGGGUUAGGGUUAUCCAAAUCCGCUCUUCCGAUUGCGUCUCGCUUCUUUGGUGGGAGGGAUCGGAGAUGUACCAGUGGAGGAAGUUCGAGUUUUUCGAGGAGAAGUCCGCCGGGAAGGCUUCGAUCCCCAGCGAGAUCCCCGGCCAGAUCCUGUGCUGCGCGAGCGGGAGGGGGCGGAUCGCCGUCGGAUGCGAUGAUGGCACCGUCGGCCUCCUCGACCGCGGCUUCAAGCUCUCCUACGGCUUCCAGGCUCACGCCUCCUCCGUCCUCUUUAUCCAGCAGCUCAAGCAACGCAAUUUCCUAGUAACCAUUGGAGAAGAUGAGAAGACAUCUCCCCAGCUAUCUUCAAUUUGCUUAAAGGUGUUUGACCUUGAUAAGAUUGAGCCGGAAGGUUCAAGUUCAAGCAUGACUAGUCCUUUCUGCGUCCAGAUACUGCGGAUAUUCACCAAUCAGUUUCCUGAAGCAAAGAUUAUUUCAUUUUUAGUUCUUGAGGAAGCUCCUCCAAUAUUACUGAUUGCUAUUGGUUUAGAUAAUGGUUCCAUCUACUGCAUCAAAGGUGACAUUGCACGUGAGCGUAUCACACGCUUCAGGCUGCAGGUUGAGGCUGUCUCAGACAAGAGUCUCUUUUCUAUCACGGGUCUUGGUUUCCGAGUUGAAGGGAGAACUCUUCAACUCUUUGCUGUCACUCCUAGUUCUGUAAGUUUGUUCAGCUUGCAUGAUCAACCACCAAAGAGGCAGACCUUGGAUCAGAUUGGAUGUGAUGCUAAUGCCGUUACAAUGAAUGACCGCCUGGAUCUGAUUAUUGGUCGUCCUGAAGCUGUGUACUUUUAUGAAGUUGAUGGGCGAGGUCCUUGUUGGGCUUUUGAUGGCGAGAAGAAAUUUCUUGGUUGGUUUCGUGGAUACUUACUGUGUGUUAUUGCAGAUCAGAGAAACAGCAAGAAUACCUUUAAUGUUUAUGAUCUGAAGAAUCGGUUGAUUGCCCAUAGCAUGGUGGUAGGUGAGGUGUCACACUUGCUAUGUGAAUGGGGCUUUAUCAUUCUUAUAAUGAGUGACAAGAAGAUUAUGUGCAUAGCAGAAAAGGACAUGGAAAGUAAGUUGGAUAUGUUGUUCAAAAAGAAUUUAUAUACUGUUGCAAUCAACCUUGUACAGAGUCAACAAGCUGAUGCUGCUUCCACUGCUGAAGUGCUGCGAAAAUAUGGUGACCAUUUAUAUGGUAGACAAGAUUAUGAUGAGGCUAUGUCACAAUAUAUUAACACAAUUGGUCAUCUGGAACCUUCUUAUGUUAUCCAGAAGUUUCUAGAUGCACAAAGGAUCUAUAACCUUACUAAUUAUCUUGAGAAAUUACAUGAGAGGGGAUUAGCUUCUAAAGACCAUACAACUCUUCUUUUAAACUGCUACACAAAAUUGAAAGAUGUUGAAAAGCUAAACAAGUUCAUCAAAGACGAUGAUGCUGUUGGUGAACACAAGUUUGAUGUGGAAACUGCCAUUAGAGUGUGCCGUGCAGCUGGGUAUCAUGAGCAUGCUUUAUAUGUUGCAAAGAAAGCUGAGAGACAUGAGUGGUAUUUAAAGAUUUUACUUGAAGACCUUGGUAGAUACCAUGAGGCAUUACAGUAUAUUUCAAGCCUUGAGCCCAAUGAAGCUGGCGUCACUAUGAAAGAGUAUGGCAAGAUUCUUGUAGAACACAGACCAGCUGAAACUGUUGAUAUACUCCUGAGACUCUGCACUGAUGGUAGCGAAUCAACAAUGAGGAGGACCUCAAGUAGCAUGCACUUACUUAUGCUGCCUUCCCCAAUGGACUUUAUAAAUAUUUUUGUACAUAGCUCACAAUCUCUCAUGGACUUCCUAGAAAGGUAUAUCAGUAAGGUGAAGGAUUCACCUGCUCAGGUUGAAAUUCAUAACACACUUUUGGAGCUAUACCUAUCUGACACCUUGAGCUUUCCAUCAGUUUCACAAAGAAAUGGUGGUGAAGAUCGUGAUCUUAAAGUAAUAAGUGCUAGGGAAGUGGCUAACGGGUCUGUAAAGGAGAGCAAGGAGAAAUAUACUGUUGAGAACAAAGAUGUUAAAAAGGAAAAGGAUUGUGUAGAAAGACAGCAGAAGGGUCUAACCUUGCUUAAGAAUGCAUGGACGUCUGACAUGGAGCAACCUCAGUAUGAUGCUGAUCUUGCUGUUAUUCUUUGUGAAAUGAACAAAUUCAAAGAUGGUCUGUUGUUCCUGUACGAGAAGAUGAAACUUUAUAAAGAAGUGAUUGCUUGCUACAUGCAGGCCCAUGACCAUGAUGGAUUGAUUGCGUGCUGCAAGAAGCUAGGGGAUUCAACUCAUGGGGGAGAUCCAUCUCUUUGGGGUGAUCUUCUCAAGUACUUCGGGGAGCUUGGAGAAGAUUGCUCCAAAGAAGUAAAGGAGGUCUUGACUUACAUUGAGAGGGAUGAUAUAUUGCCUCCCAUAGUUGUUCUACAGACAUUAUCUAGGAACCCUUGCUUGACACUAUCUGUUGUAAAGGAUUACAUUGCUCGAAAGCUUGAACAAGAAACAAAGCUGAUCGAAGAUGACCGCAAAUCAAUUGAGAAGUACCAGGAAGAUACUGCUUCAAUGAGGAAGGAAAUACAAGAUCUCAGGACUAAUGCAAGAAUUUUUCAACUUAGCAAGUGUACAGCCUGCACCUUCACCCUUGAUAUUCCUGCAGUACAUUUUAUGUGCAUGCACUCAUUUCACCUACGCUGCCUUGGGGACAAUGAGAAAGAAUGCCCAGAGUGUGCACCGGAAUACAGAUCCAUUUUAGAAACCAAAAGAAAUUUAGAGCAAAAUGCCAGAGACCAAAAUUGGUUUUUCCAGCAGUUGAAGAGUUCAAAGGAUGGGUUUUCUGUAAUAGCAGACUAUUUUGGCAAGGGCGUGGUGAGCAAAACUAGUACUGAUCCUCGACAAAUUCCCUGAUCUGGCAGUACUCAACGAGUUGCAUGGUAUAACAUGCUGGUUGUAAUGUUUCUGUCAUCAUCAAUGUGUACAUCUGAAACUGAUUUUGUAAAAUUCUUGAAUUCCUCAUGGAGGUUGGGACCUAUUGAAUCUUUUAUGUUUCUUGACCUU